Molecule: messenger RNA, 666 nt
Organism: Fundulus heteroclitus (mummichog)
Lineage: Eukaryota; Metazoa; Chordata; Actinopteri; Cyprinodontiformes; Fundulidae
Product: polyubiquitin-like
Exons: 2
Coding region: 165-443 (92 amino acids)
Molecular function (GO): protein binding
Source: RefSeq, a predicted model, not a curated record
AACAGCGACAGCUCAACAGCUUAGGGUGAAACAGAAAAUAGAAAGUAAAAAAAAUAUUUUUGUGACCUGCCUGACGUCACAUCCUUCGUGCGUUGUUUUGCCCGCAUUUCGGAGCCAGCUGGAGAAACGGAGCGGUAGACGGGAGCGCAGCAGACGGUUAGAAGAUGGGGAAAAUCUACCAGGUAGUGGUUCAUGGACUGAGAGGACAGAAGCUGAUGCUCGACCUCUGCAACACCGAGGAGCAGAUGAAGACGAUGACGGUGGGACAGCUGAAGGAGAGGAUCGCUGAGAAGCUCCCUGAGACCGCAGGACAGGAGAACCUGCGGCUGAUCUUCACGGACAAGGAGCUGGAAGGAGAAAACUCUCUGCUGUCUGAUUAUGGAAUCCAGCACAUGUCUGUCGUCCAUCUGGUGAUCAGGGUCCCUGGAGGACAGACAGCAUAACUGGGACCAUCUGGACCUUCUUCUUCUACCGCCGUUGCUGCUGCCCACGGCUACAGGGGAUGCUGUUAAUGCCCGACUCUUGUUUACAAAUCAUAAAGCUUUAAUCAAUGAUAAAAAUACUGAUCAUAUUUCAUAUCUUUGUAAAAAUGUAAUAACCCACUUGUAAUAAGCUGUUUUCAAAGUUUGUUGCCGCAAAUAAAAUUAUUUGAUGACAAAAACAUAU